CAUGCGCAUUAAUACACAAAAAGCCAUCACGCGACGUUGGUGAGGAAGAUCUUCUCACGAAUUUCAAAGCCAAAGAACGAUAUUUUUACAGAAUUUUGAACACCAAAAGCCAGGAGAAACAUAGGAAAAUUUAAGGCUUAGUAUAAAGAUGCUCGGGAUGAGGAGUUUGUGAGGCGUUUUUUUCGUUAUUGAACCAUAGAAAGCCAAACAUGACGCAGUAUCUGCCCCCAAAUUUGUUGGCACUUUUCGCUCCACGCGAGCCCAUUCGUUAUCUUCCUCCACUGGACAAACUCCCAGAAGAGAAAAGAACUGACGGUUACAGCGGAAUUUCAAGCUAUGUUCAACUCUUUGAGGAUCCUGCAGACACCCCUCCUCCAGCUCGGGGAGAAACUAGAGAAGAGAAGCGUCUUCGGAAGAUUAAGGAGAAAGAGGAGUCGUGCAAACAAAAGAUGGAAAGCGAAGUCGCAGAAUGGGAUGCCCACAGCAAUCCAAGUGCAACGUCAAAUGCCUUCAAGACACUCUUUGUAGCCCGUAUUAACUACGAUACCACGGAGUCUAAGUUGAGGAGAGAGUUUGAAUCAUAUGGUCCAAUCAAAAUGAUCAGCAUUGCCCAUGACAUCAACACCGGCAAACCGAAGGGAUAUGCUUUCAUAGAGUAUGCACAUGAAAGAGACAUGCAUUCGGCCUACAAGUACGCAGACGGUAAGAAGAUCGACAAUCGCCGGGUUCUGGUUGAUGUAGAGAGAGCGAGAACAGUCAAGGGAUGGGUACCAAGAAGACUAGGUGGUGGUCUAGGAGGGACCAGACGAGGAGGACCUGAUGUCAACUCGCGUCAUUCAGGAAGAGACGAUCCAUCCGGAAACAGGGAAAGAGAACGGGAGCGUGAAAGGGAGGACGAGGAAAGAGAUCGCCGCGAAAGAGAAGAACCCGACCGUGAUCGCGAAAGAGACCGGGAUCGUGAGAGGCGACGUGAUCGGGACAGAGAUCGAGACCGCGAUCGGCGGGAUAGAGAUCGUGACCGGGAUCGCGAUCGCAGAAGGAGGGGAGAAAAUGAUGAGCGGGAGAGAGAUCCUGACAAAGAGCGUGAUCGCGAGCGAGAUCGAGGACGUCGUGACAGGGAUCGGGACCGUGAUAGAGAUCGUGAUCGCAGCAGGCGAGACAGGGAUCGCGAUCGCGACAGGGAUCGUGAUCGCGACCGGGAUCGCGACAGGAGACGGGAUCGUGACCGAGACCGCGAUGACGCGAGGCGCGAUGAGGGUCGGGAUGAGAGCAGGAAAGAUCAGUUUGAGGAUGGAGAUGGCAGGAAGGGUGAGUAUGAAGACCAACCAGAAGGCUAUAACCAGGAACAAGAGGAACAAGGUGGAGGUGAUGGAUACGCAGAGCAAGAAAACCAGUACGGAGAGGACGAUCGCCAAGAGGUGGAUUUCACCGCCGAGGAUUACCACGCCAAGCUCAAGGAAUACCGCGGGAUGGAAGCCGAAGACGAGAUCCAGAACGAAGACCAAUCUAACGGUCUCGCGCAGCAAGAGCACGACGAUUCUUUUCAAAACACUUUCUAAACUUUUCCAUUUGGUUCCCUGGACGCCAUUUACCAGUUGUGAUUUUAAGUUUUAAUGAGGAAUGAAGACAAUAUUUUGACUUUUUAAUAAAAAAUAGUAAAAACUUUGUCUGGAGGUAUCUCGGCAUUGAAUUAAAGAUUAAUUUCACCUGAUGAACAUCGUCUGUGAGGUCAGAAUGUCAUGAAAUUAUUUGCGUUAACAAUCGUAUUAGGAAUGACUUUGCAUAUCAUUGAAAAGUACAUAGCAGAUGGUACUUUUUUAUUUUUUUAUAGUAACAAAAUGGGUAAGUGUGAUAGAUAGAUUUGAUUUGCAAUUCGCAAAUCCCUAAUUUUUAUGUUAAUAGGAAUAAAUAGUUGGGGGAUACACGUUUCUGUCAGCUUUCUAGCACAUGUCGUUCAGAAAUGGGUAAGUGUUAAAUUUAGAUUAUAUCUGCAGAUCACUGAUUUUCCAUCAUUGGGGGCAUAUUUUCAUGUUUUUUCUUGGAUUUAUAAAGUAAUAGUUGCAAAAUAGGUAAGUGUAAAAAUAAGAUU
This is a messenger RNA of Lytechinus variegatus (green sea urchin), 2089 nucleotides long. Its product is annotated as U1 small nuclear ribonucleoprotein 70 kDa-like. Gene Ontology annotation, molecular function: mRNA binding; U1 snRNA binding. Gene Ontology annotation, biological process: mRNA splicing, via spliceosome. The transcript has 8 exons. The record is from RefSeq and is a predicted model, not a curated record. Bases 210 to 1559 code for a protein of 449 amino acids. Gene Ontology annotation, cellular component: U1 snRNP; U2-type prespliceosome; precatalytic spliceosome. Lineage: Eukaryota; Metazoa; Echinodermata; Echinoidea; Temnopleuroida; Toxopneustidae.